CAGUGUUCGUGUUGAGUGUUGACCUGGUUUGCCGCUGCUGUCCAGUAACCAACCAUGAUCCUCCUGACUGCUGUGCUCAGUGGGCUCCUCUGCUCUGUCUGCAGCUUCACAAUACAGGCUACUUUUGAAAAGAGUGACCAAACUUCUGGCAACACCUUUGACGAUGACGAGUUCAGCAUCUCCUCCCUGCUGGAAAAGGCCAACGUUAACGUUGGAAAGAACUUGGAUGACCCUCUGGUGAUGUUUGGAGACAUAGCAAUGCCGACAGGUCUGCAGAAUGCCGAUCCCUGCACAGCUCGAGGCUGCCUGUGGCCUAAAAGCAACGAUGGAAACGUCUACGUGCCUUUCCGCAUCUCCAACCAGUUCUCCCAAAGAGAAAGAGACACCAUUAUCGAAGGUCUGAGGUCAUUUGAAUCAAGUACCUGCAUCCGCUUCAGACCCCAGCAGACGCAGAGGGACUUUGUGGAUAUUCAGUCUCUUUCUGGGUGUUUCUCCUUCGUUGGACGUCGUGGUGGUGGCCAGGCUGUGUCGUUAAGUCGCCAAGGCUGCGUCUUCAAGCAGAUCAUCCAACAUGAACUGCUCCACGCACUGGGCUUUAACCACGAGCAGACCCGGUCUGACAGGGACACUCAUGUUCGCAUCCUUCUGCAGAACGUGAUUCCUGGAAUGGAGCAUAACUUCAGGAAAAUCGAGACAAGGAACCUUGGCACUCCCUACGACUACAGUUCUGUCAUGCACUAUGGAAGGUUUGCCUUCUCUAGGAACAGGGAGCCGACCAUCAUCCCCAUCCCCGACGCCAACGUUGCCAUCGGCAGAGCCACCCAGAUGAGUCCCACCGACAUCCUGCGGGUGAAUCGCCUUUAUCAAUGCAAUACGAGGGCAACCAGGUAUGGGGUCAAACCUGUGCCACGACGCCUGUUCCUGGAGGUUUGAAAGACCCAAUAAUGACGAUCAUGCAGCUUCUUUUUCUUCUUCUGCUUCCUGAAUAUACUUCAAUAAAUUUCCCAACUUCCUUGAAUGUUUUGUUUGUGGUGAUCAAGUAAAGAAUUACGAGGAGAGGCAGCAUUACUUCAUGUUAAUAAAUCCCAAAUAUUUACAUGUAACUGCCAGCAAGCUUAAUGUAAUUCUACAACUAAUAAAAGGAAAUUACUUUCA
This is a messenger RNA of Melanotaenia boesemani (Boeseman's rainbowfish), 1155 nucleotides long. Its product is annotated as low choriolytic enzyme-like. The transcript is spliced from 10 exons. Bases 55 to 933 code for a protein of 292 amino acids. Gene Ontology annotation, biological process: proteolysis. The record is from RefSeq and is a predicted model, not a curated record. Lineage: Eukaryota; Metazoa; Chordata; Actinopteri; Atheriniformes; Melanotaeniidae. Gene Ontology annotation, molecular function: metalloendopeptidase activity; zinc ion binding.